GCUCGUUUGACUUUACCUGUUCAAAUACUUUUUAUUGUAGAGACGAUGUCCCCUUUUUAUCAUUAAAAUUCAUUCAUCUGCCUACUUAAAACGAUUGUUAUAAUUCACCAAGAGCAUAUUUUCUAUGAUUGCACCAACUUCCAGAUAUUCAGCAUGGACUACCAAUAACCCAGAUAAUUAUAACGAGUACGAGCAUUGUGUGGAAAGGAAUCAAUUCGAUGGUUGGAAUGAUCGAUAUUGUAGCGGUCAAGAAAGAUUUGUGUGCGAGAAACCAGAAGUACCUCCACUUCAUCUGAUGGCGAUGACGUCAACACCUUUCGGGAGUACCGGGAACACUCCAAGUUUCUCCUGCAUUGUCUCAUCUGACAACCCGCAGAAUUACAUUACAUACACAGAAAGAGUAGUUAGACCAAGUCUCAUGACAGAUGGGUAUACACUGAACGUACCGGGCAUAGAAGUAACUCAGACCGGUGGCUUUACACAGAACCUUCCUGAUGGAGCGACGUCCACUGGUGUUUAUAAGUGUUCCAGUACAUCUACAAUUACUGGUACUUCAACAUCAGCAGAUGUGACGAUUUUGUCACAAGAUAGACAUUUUCAACCAAGUGACGGUCGCCUCACCAAAACAGUUUAUCCCGGUGACAACAUCACUCUCUCAGUGUCUACCACUGAUAGCUACGCAUCAGGGAAGGCUGAAAUCCGGUGGAGCACCUUCUCAAACUUUGCAGAAGGAUCCUUAUCUCCAAUUGGAGAUGAAACUCUGACCUAUGCCAUUCGUUCAGCAUCUGAGAGCGAUGCAGACAUUUACGGAACGUUCCAAAACAGAAUGGAGGAUAAUCGUCUUUAUAGCUUUAUUCGAGUCAUAGUUACUGAAUGUUCCCGUGGUCGAUGGAACCUACCGUUAUGCAAUCGUCUGUGUGAUAACUGCUACAAUGGAGGAAUCUGUCAUCCUCAAUCAGGAACGUGUAUCUGUCCUCCAGGAUUCACUGGCAAGAACUGUUUAACUGCAUGCGAUGAACACCGUUUUGGAUGGGAUUGUGAACUCAGAUGUGGUGCUGGUAAUGUUCUUGAUGCUUGCAUCGGAAGUCAGAUCUGUCUACCAGAUCCUUAUGGAUGCAACUGUCUCUCUGGUUAUACAGGAAUAUACUGUGACGAACAAUGUCCUCCAGGAAAGUUUGGUGUUGACUGCCUUCAAGACUGUCACUGUGCAGGCGGGGUGGCAUGUGAUGCUUUCACUGGAAGAUGUGAAGGAAGCUGUGAGGAUGGGUGGUCGGGGGAAGGCUGUCAAGUUCCAUCCGUGUGUCCUGUUGGCUACUCUGGAAUCAAUUGCACUGAGAUCUGUAACUGUCCUAAUAUGUCACAAUGCGAGAAGGAUUCUGGAUUCUGUACAACAUCAGGUGGACAAUGUGAGGUUGGCUUUGUCGCUGAAACACCAGAAAAGCCAGACAGAUGUUCCACGUUUGCUGGAUGUUUCGAGUCCUGUUCUAAGACAUGCCAUUGUGCUGCUAUAGUCACGUGUGACGAUGAGUCAGGUUCGUGCACUUCAUGUCAUCCAAGAUGGUCGGGAGACAAUUGCCAAACAGAUCGUUUUACCGCUACUAGAGAAAAGACGAACCCAGGCACUGCAAUCAUUUCCUGCACAUUCGAUGCCGAUUCAGACGGUAGCCUCUCCAUGAGAGCUUCUAUUGGGGACUUCUCAGCUGAAAGUUUUGUUACUGCAACUUCUACUGACACAAGCGAUGGAUCAUCGUUGCAAUCGAACUUUACACUUUCCAUUGAUGACAUAGAAACUAAAACAAUUUACUGUUUCGUUGGCAUUUCAACCAGUGACGAUGGAUUUGCUUAUAUCAGCUUGGUCCCCCAGGGGACAUUUGUUCUUCCGGUCUUCAACAGCAAGCCUAGGUUAGCGGAGCAAGGCUACAAUUAUCUGGUUAUUGCAUGGGAUUCUUGGAACCCUGGCGUUGAUGUUGGAGAUGGCCCUGUCAUCGGUUAUAAAGUAUACGUUAACUCUUCGGAUGGAAACGAAACUGUCACCUUUAUUACCGCAUCGGGUGUCCCGAGAGAGAUGAGUACUUCAAGAAGAAAACGAGAAGAUCCAAAAUGGAUAAAUUCUCCAAUGGUCGGAAGUCCAAGGAAUUUGCCAUCAAGGAAGAAGAGACAAGGGGAUGCAGGAAUACUGAUGCACAACGUUACCGGUCUGGAUAAUGGUCAGUCGUAUCAGAUUAAGAUUUCAGCAGUUCGUGAUGGCCUGAACGGUGAAGGCGAAAAGGGUCCUGCUUUGAGUGUGACCACUCGCGAAAUACCUGUAGAAACGCCUAUUGGUUCUUCUACUAUUGGUCCUAUCGUUGGUGGCGCUAUAAGUGGAAUAAUCAUCCUUCUGUUGAUUGCCGGCCUGGUGAUCAUAGUAAAAAUAAGAAGGGAUCGACCCGAAGAGGUUUCCAAACCUAUGACUUACAAAAACGAUGGAUUUGUCGAAGGCAAUGCCACUGAUAAAGGCCAAGAAACAGACCAACCAUCUCAGCGAUAUGAAAAUCUGGGACCUAAGAGGCGGAUUGAAUCUCCAACGCAAGCUCCUUUGCCCGACCUACCAAUUACUCGUUUAGAUCAGAGUUACAAACCUACACGGGUUACAGUAGAGAAAUCUUCAAGGGAUCGUCGCAUCAUACCUGUCUCAAAGUUUGCCACUUUUGUUGAGAACAAUAGGCACACUGACACAUUCUAUAAGGAUUUCCUUAAUUUGGCAAACGUUUGUCCUGGUCCUUCAACCUCCAUGAUAAGAAGUGCGUUGAAGAAAGAAAACCGGUCAAAGAGUCGAAACACCAACAACCAUCCACUGGAUAGAAACCGGGUCAUCCUAGAGUCUGUGGGCUCUUUAGAUUCAGAUUUCAUCGAUGCCAGCUAUGUCAAGGGUAUUCGAUACAGGUUUAUAACCACACAGAUGCCUAUGCCUAACACAGUCGCCGAUUUCUGGGACGUGGUGUUUUACAACCAACCAACUGUUAUCAUCAUGCUUAAUGAUGAUAACAGACGUAACAAGACUUGUGCCCAAUACUGGUUGGACAGUGGUGUUGCCAUUUUCGGAUCUUUUUCUGUCACUACGGUGUCUGUCUCCGAGAACGAAGGACUGAUAGAGAGGGAGAUGCAAGUUACCAGAAAUAAUUCAAAGGCUCGUCAUGUUGUGAAGCAGUACCAGUUCUUACACUGGCCAAAUGAGGCCGAGCAGAAAGACAGUCGAGCUCGUCAACUUGUCAGUCUGAUGAUAAAAGUUCAGGAAACUUUAGAACGAUCCCGAGAAGGGUUCCCAGUACUUGUUCAUUGCUUGAAUGGAGUUGGCCGAACUGGCGUAUUUUGUAGCACGCUUGAGUGCAUCGCACAAGUAAGCGAAGAGGACGCUGUUGAUGUCUUUCACGUGGUGAAGAUGCUCAGAACUGAAAGGAUGCAUUUCGUACAAACCGAGGAAGAAUAUUCGCUCAUCUACGAGCUGAUAAAAGAAUAUCUUGAAGAAAAUUAUUACGAGAAACCGUUUCCCAAGGUCUCGCCGAACGAUCACACUUACACGUAUGUCGAUUCCCCUCUGGCCCCAGGUUCCGGUGAGAGUGAGCAUGUAUACGCACAACUGCAAGAGGGCGCCCCCUAUAAAGGAGUGUAUACCCCACUGAAGACAGAAAGAUAAUUCUGUUGGGACAAAGGCUCUUCCAGCUAUGAAUUCCAUGAACUCGGGAACGGU
This is a messenger RNA of Lytechinus variegatus (green sea urchin), 3727 nucleotides long. RefSeq lists its product as uncharacterized. The record is from RefSeq and is a predicted model, not a curated record. Gene Ontology annotation, biological process: protein dephosphorylation. The transcript has 20 exons. Bases 125 to 3673 code for a protein of 1182 amino acids. Gene Ontology annotation, molecular function: protein binding; protein tyrosine phosphatase activity. NCBI's taxonomy places the organism in Eukaryota, Metazoa, Echinodermata, Echinoidea, Temnopleuroida, Toxopneustidae.